AUGGACAGGUGUCACCUGGACGGUUGUCACCUGGAAGAGUGUCACGUUGGCCAGGUGUCACCUGGACAGGUGUCACCUGGACGGUUGUCACCUGGAAGGGUGUCACGUUGGCCAGGUGUCACCUGGAAGGGUGUCACAUUGGCCAGGUGUCACCUGGACAGUUGUCACCUGGAAGGGUGUCACGUUGGCCAGGUGUCACCUGGAAGGGUGUCACAUUGGCCAGGUGUCACCUGGAUGGGCGUCACGUGGGACAGGUGUCACAUGGACAGGUGCCACGUGGAUGGGUGUCACCUGGACGGGUGUCAUGUGGACAGGUGUUACCUAGAUGGGUGUCACCUAGAGAGGUGUCACAUGGACAGGUGUCACAUGGAUGGGUGUCACGUGGACAGGUGUUACCUAGAUGGGUGUCACCUAGACAGGUGUCACAUGGACGGUUGUCACCUGGAUGGGUGUCACGUGGGACAGGUGUCACAUGGACGGGUGUCACGUGGACAGCUGUUACCUAGAUGGGUGUCACCUAGACAGGUGUCACAUGGACAGGUGUCACAUGGAUGGGUGUCACCUGGACGGUUGUCACCUGGAUGGGUGUCACGUGGGACAGGUGUCACGUGGACGGGUGUCACCUCGACAGUUGUCACCUGGAAGGGUGGACAGGUAUCACCUGGACGGUUGUCACGUCUACAUCACACCCGUCCAGGUAACACGUGGAUCACAUUGACGGGUGUGACGUGGACGGGUGUCACGUGAACAGGUGUUACCUAGAUGGGUGUCACCUAGACAGGUGUCACAUGGACAGGUGUCACAUGGACGGGUGUCACCUGGACGGUUGUCACGUGGAUGGGUUUCACGUGGGACAGGUGCCACGUGGACGGGUGCCACUUGGACGGGUGUCACCUGGACGGUUGUCACCUGGAAGGGUGUCACGUUGGCCAGGUAACACCUGGACAGGUGUCAUGUCUAUGUCACACCCGUCCAGGUAACACGUGGAUCACCUUGACGCGUGUGACGUGGACAGGUGUCACCUGGACGGGUAUCACAUGGACAGGUGUUACCUAGAUGGGUGUCACCUAGGCAGGUGUCACAUGGAUGGGUGUCACCUGGACAGUUGUCACGUGGACAGGUGUUACCUAGAUGGGUGUCACCUUGACAGGUGUCACAUGGAUGGGUGUCACCUGGACGGUUGUCACCUUGACGGGUGUGACGUGGAUGGGUGUCACCUGGACAGGUGUCAUCUGGACAGUUGUCACCUGGAAGGGUGUCACGUUGGUGUCACCUGGACGGGUGUCACGUCUAUGUCACAACCGUCCAGGUGACACGUGGAUCACCUUGAUGGGUGUGCCGUUGACGGGUGUCAACUGGAUUGGUGUCACCUGGACAGGUGUCACGUUGGACGGGUGUUACCUGGACUGGUGUCACUUUGGACAGGUGUCACCUGGACGGGUGUCAUGUGGACGGAUGUCACCUGGACGAGUAUCAUAAGGGGACCGCAAAAUGUUUCAACUCGGCGUUAGCCGCCGCUAGUUAGCCGCGCCUAUUUUAAUAUAAAUGUGAAAACAAAAUAGUAUAAUCGUGAAACUAUUCCUAUCAAUCGCGCCGGAGAUUUUUGUAACCGUUGUGUUUAUUUUAUUCAAUGUGUCGCGCCGAAAAGAACAACGUAAAUAAUAAAUGCAGUGUAACUUAUCGCGGGGGGGAAAAACUUUGCGAAAAAAACGAAUUGCUUCGCAAGUAAAAAUCGCAAAUAGUUUGAGAGCAGCAAAUAUUAGCUUGCUUGGAAUUUAGGUGUUUUAUAUUUGAUGCUGGCAUUGCUCGGACAAAAGAUUAAGAAAGUUAUUGUAUUGUUAAUAAAAACAAAACGCCUUAAAUUGGAGUUUUUCUUUGCCUUCAAGUGCCUUCUGCCCAGGAAAAGACCAAACUGUGUUGCCUUGACCAAAGUAAACAAACAAAAUGGCCGCCUGUUUGCUUGGUUUACUUCUUUCAAUAAAAACAACUUUGCAACUGCA
Nerophis ophidion (straightnose pipefish) is the source of this 2000-nucleotide messenger RNA. RefSeq lists its product as uncharacterized. NCBI's taxonomy places the organism in Eukaryota, Metazoa, Chordata, Actinopteri, Syngnathiformes, Syngnathidae. The transcript has 2 exons. The record is from RefSeq and is a predicted model, not a curated record. Bases 1 to 747 code for a protein of 248 amino acids.